AUGGCGGCCCCGUCGUCGUCGCCGUUGGACGAGGAUGUUUUCUCUCAGCUCCGAAAGCCCAUCGAUCCCGCCGAACUCGAACGACGCGACAGAAAGGUCAACGAGCGCAUACACUCCCAAUUCGAGAAGGCGCAGCAACGGCAAGCCGACCUGGUCACCCUCAACUCUACCAAGCCAAUCACCAUCUCCUCCGUCCGAGUGCUGAAUGCCUACAAUACGCGGAGUGCCUUUCUCGAGAAGAUCUUUCAGCCUGUCUUGUCCCACAAUCGGCCUGAUGCGGAGCCCUAUACCCUCCGAGAGGCGCUGGCAGAGAUCCAGACUGCCGUCAACAAGCUCGACCGGCUGAACAUCUUCCAGCAGCCCAUCUCAACGUACAUCGACAGGCCGGACCAGACGGAUGCCUCGAGCACGCCCACCGAUCACAAUGUCUUUGUCAGCGUGAAGGAAAGGGGCAGGUAUACGGUCAAGACGGGUACGGAGGCUGGGACACUCGAAGGGAGCGCCUACUUGAAUGUGGUGCUGCGGAACUUGUUUGGUGGUGCAGAGAGCUUGAACGCGAAUGCUAGUCUGGGCACGAGGACGCGAAGCUCUUACAACGCCUACUUUGACACACCUAUACUCUCAAAUCCAGACCUACGGUGGGAGAUUGGCGGUCAAGCGAGCAGUACGCUCAAGCCGUGGGCGUCGCAUGAAGAGGUGCUAAAAGGCGGGAGCACGCGACUACUGUGGCAGACAAGUCCCGGGCACAGACAUGACUUUUCAUACACUGGCUUCUGGCGACAACUCACCGGUCUUGCUGAGAAAGCGAGCCCAACUGUGCGAGCGGAUGCAGGAGACAGCUUCAAGUCAAGUCUCACCCACACCUGGACGAAUGACACCCGAGAUAUGCCAAUGCUACCCAGCAGAGGCUACCUCUUCAAGACGACUUCAGAGCUUGCUGGGCUUGGACCAUUGGGAGGCGACGUAGCUUUCGGCAAGCUUGAGUUCGACUCACAAGGGGCAGUGCCUAUUCCCAUACCUGGCGUGAAGGGCGACACCGGCAUUUCCUUCACCGCAGGUCUCCGUGGAGGCUUGCUUUACCCUCUCACGCUAUCUGGCCAAGAAGCUCCCUCACAGAGCAGACUGAACGACCGCUUCCAGCUGGGUGGUCCAACGGACGUCCGCGGCUUCCGCCUAUCCGGCCUUGGGCCUCGUGACGGCCAGGAUGCUGUGGGUGGUGAUGUAUACGCAGCUGGCGGCGCUUCAAUUCUCUUCCCGCUCCCACGAACCGGCAAAGACAGUCCUCUCCGUUUCCAAACAUUCGUCAACGCAGGCCGGUUACUCGGACUCCGCGACACUCGACCAAGCGAUUCCCGCGAGCAACCCAUGAACUCGGGGCAAGUGGCAGACAGCGUGAUGAAGACCGUCACAGAGCUAUCGAACGGACUGCCAAGCUGUUCGGCGGGCUUUGGUCUCGUGUACGCGCAUCCGGCGGCGAGGUUCGAGGUCAAUUUCAGCCUACCGCUUGUGCUACGGAAAGGAGAGGAGGGGAGGAAGGGUGUGAGCUUCGGGGUGGGGUUGACGUUCUUAUAG
Saxophila tyrrhenica is the source of this 1572-nucleotide messenger RNA. RefSeq lists its product as uncharacterized. Gene Ontology annotation, biological process: protein insertion into mitochondrial outer membrane. Gene Ontology annotation, cellular component: outer membrane. The transcript is spliced from 2 exons. Lineage: Eukaryota; Fungi; Ascomycota; Dothideomycetes; Mycosphaerellales; Extremaceae. The record is from RefSeq and is a predicted model, not a curated record. Bases 1 to 1572 code for a protein of 523 amino acids.